AUGUCCGAGUCUCACUGCGAAAGCUUCGGCAAUCUCGCAUUGUUCACGCUUGGGGAGUACGAAAUUCGGCUGCGUCGCCUGACAGCUUCAAAAAGGAAAUUUGCCAAGAUCUCGGACAACGUUCAACUCUACCGCACUUUUCAACAGAAUGUUUUCGAGAUAAUCAACAACUGCCACCGCAAUCGUUGCGAUCAUUCGAAGCUCAUGGUAACAGUCCGUAGAACGCGACAAUUGAGGGUAUUUACCGAGAAGAAGCCGGUCGAGAAGAACGAAACGAUCAAUGCGAAGUUGGAGUCAAAGAAGAACGAAGAAGGGAAAGUCGAAUUCAAGAAGGAAGAGAUCAAGAAGGAAGAUGUGAAGGAAAAGAAGGAAGUGAAGAUUGUGGCCCCGGUUUCGCGGGUCGUUUCCCCAGUUCCUUCUCGACCGAUUUCGCCGGUUGUUCAGCAACCAGUCCCGGUUUCUGCCCCGAUUGCUUCCGCUCAGGGAAUCUUGAGGCAGCCAAAUGGAGCCGGACUUAUGUCGGUCAUCAAGAAAAAAUUCGCCGAUGCUAAACGGAAGCUGUCAAGCGCGAUUGGACGCUUGAGUGGACGCCACCCACCGGAUGGCCCAGCUCACCAAUAA
This is a messenger RNA of Caenorhabditis bovis, 621 nucleotides long. The record is from the annotation of a GenBank genome assembly. Lineage: Eukaryota; Metazoa; Nematoda; Chromadorea; Rhabditida; Rhabditidae.